AUGAAGGCUUUGUGUAUUUUAGCUGUUAUUGCGGCAUGCGUAGCUGGUCCUGCCCAUCGCUUCCUCCUAAGCAGUAGAAAUGUUUUCACUAAUAAUCAUCAGACAAAAUCACUGGAGGGUAAAACGAGUGAGUUGGAAUACAAGAUUACAAAUACCUGGGACAGCAUAAAGGUGAUGCAUGAGCCAGUGAUCAUCAGAUUUAAGGCAGGUGACCAAGGAUUAAUAAUGGAAGUGAAUUCCCUGUUCUUUGAUGACCCUUCUGCCCCAUCUGGUGAGCCAGGAAAGCCUUUUGAUGGACUCUGGGAUUACGAAGUUGUUGAAUCCUUUUUUCUGAAUAGUGAGACUAAAGACUAUCUAGAAGUGGAACUUUGCCCUAUUUGGAAAGAAGUAGGAGAUCCAACAGCAAAUGACCAGCCAGCUUUCCACAGACUACCAAAAGGACUUGACUUGAUAUUUAAAGCAGACAUAAACUGGAACAAAUGGAAUGGCACAGCACUUAUUCCUUGGAGGUAUUUCCCACCUGGUGUUGACAAGAUGAAUUCAUAUGCCAUCCAUGGGUCUGGGAUUGGAAGAACAUAUGAGGCACUUUAUCCAAUACCUAGAGAGGAUAUUGAACUGGGGCAGGGGCCUAAUUUCCAUCGUCUGGAGUAUUUCAAAAGGUUCAGUCUAAAGUGGAUUAUGGGAGAGAACUGGGAGCAACCUGCAUCAGACCUGUGGAAAUAG
Messenger RNA from Emys orbicularis (European pond turtle), 723 nucleotides. RefSeq names its product UPF0462 protein C4orf33 homolog. The coding region runs from base 1 to 723 and encodes 240 amino acids. The record is from RefSeq and is a predicted model, not a curated record. NCBI's taxonomy places the organism in Eukaryota, Metazoa, Chordata, Testudines, Emydidae. The transcript has 7 exons.